UGCAUUCAUUCAUUCAUCCAUCCAUCCAUAUAAACACGUGUGUCUGGGCACGUACAAAGCACACAUAAACACUACUAUUGUCCUUACACACACACACCCGCACCCCACAGCUGUCCUGCCCAUCCCUCAAGCGACAGCCCUCUUGUCCAUCUGUCUGGCCUUCUCAACUUGGUACACCAGCAGCCCAAAGGCCACGACGGUCACCACGCCCAUCAGCCCCGACGGCAGGAACACCCGACUCCUCGCGAACCGAACCGUGAAGAAAAUGGUCAGCAGCAGCUUCACCGCCAUGGCGAACUGGAGCCACCCUGUGCGGGCUGUGGCCAUGGCCAUUACGCCAGAUGCGGUCAGGAGGGUGGCGAAGACGCUCGACAUGGCGAUGGAGGGGAUGGACCCCUCGCUGACAUAGCCCGUCACGCCGCCUGCGAGCACGAUCAGUGCAAACACGAUGAUGAUAGCGCCGCCGAGCCUGUGCGGUGAUGCCGAGGCCGCUGCCUUGGCCAUAUCGGUGCUCGCGGUGCUGUUUGUUGUUUAUGUCGUGGCGUGUGUGCGGGGAGCGGCUUCUUUGACCUGUCAGACAGCAACAACGUAGAGAGUGAUGAAUGAAUCUAACACGCAGGCUCAUAUGUGAUGAUUACGGACUGACCUCGGUCCACGAGUGGCUGCUCCGGACCUCCCCUCUCUGGAAGCAACAAAAUGGAGGGGAAAUUGAUGAGUGGAACUGUUCAGGCGUGUGAAUCCCAGCUCCUUGCCCCCUUCUUUCCCCGGCAACCUUCUUUCUCUCUUUUGCGAGCUUGGCUAAAGGUUCUCCUCCCC
This is a messenger RNA of Vitrella brassicaformis, 816 nucleotides long. Lineage: Eukaryota; Vitrellaceae. The record is from the annotation of a GenBank genome assembly.